UUUUUUUUGCUCAUUUUACUGCUUUUGGUGGUCUUAAGGAGAUUUCCCCUUUACAACCACCAAGCACCGCCACUACUGCCUGUCUCCGGUGAAUUCCCAACUGCCACUGCCGCUAUCUCCACCGUUUUCAUUUCUAGUUCUACAACCACAACCACAACCACAGGAUGUCAUUUUUUUGGGUUGCAUUGGUUCAUCUCAUGGCUGCUGUGAUGGGCCAUGGAGGUGAUGGUGGUGACGAGCCACCACAUCCGUUCGGUAGAGAUUUUGGUGUUCACCAGAUUGAUGCUGUACCUCCCAGACGAAGAGACGAAGAGACGAAGAGACGAAGAGGCAUGACAGUAAACAAGAAAAUGCAUCGGCUAUAUGAAGCAAACGGCAGACAACCUCUAAAAAUAAUAUUUGACAUGAAUACUUUUGUGCCGAUUGGGGAUGUAUAUGAAUGCUUCAUUCGGGAGGUUGGAAGUUAUAUUUGGCGCGACAUAGCUUUGGAUAAGAAUACCUGGAAAGAAGUUCCUGGAGCCGAUCGAAAUGGCAUGUUUACAUAUCUUUCGACAUAUUCUGAUUUUCAAGCCAUUUCAAAUGAUCCCGAUGCUAGAAUUUUAUGGGCAUCACUGAACCAUCGGAUAUGUCAACGUGUAAACAAAGAAUGCCGGAAGAAGCAAGUAGUUAAGAAUCGUGGAGGGACGUGCAGCUACGGUAGUGCUUCUUUCAAAAAUAAUUUGAAUAAACUUGAAGUAUUUCACCGUGCACAUGUCAAUAAACAAGGGGAAUUCGUUGACCCGUUAGUUGAACAACAAUAUAAUGCUUUAGUUGCUGAGGUAGCUUUACAAACUCAGCACAUAGCCGACUUCGGUGGUGAUCCGAACUCCAUUGAUUGGAUAGCCUUAUUUGAGAAGGUAUUAGAUGCUCGAAGGGGACAUGUGAGAGGCAUCGGGCCUAAGCCUUCCGUAGCGGGUACAAGUGCUCCCACCCAGUGGCACUCACAGUCACAAACACCGCAACAAACACAGGAUGUGGAUGUUAACGUUUUUCUCCAAAACCCGGCGUUUGUGACUGCACUUGGAGAUAUUAUCCGUUCAUUUAGCAAACAAGUUGACAAUGCGACCAACAACGACGAGGAAAACGAUGAUGGGGACAACGAUUAAUAUAUAUUGCUUUAUGAUAUGGAUGAUGUUGUUGUGGAUUUAGAUGAUGUUAA
Messenger RNA from Lactuca virosa, 1198 nucleotides. The record is from the annotation of a GenBank genome assembly. Lineage: Eukaryota; Viridiplantae; Streptophyta; Magnoliopsida; Asterales; Asteraceae.